AUGGCGCUCGCGUGCCCGGCGCCGGUCUCACAGAUCCCUGGUCGGCCUCCCGUCCGACCCGAGGGCUCGGCAUCCGAGCCGAGCAGUAGCCAAGGGGCUGCAAGGCCGCCUCCACCGGAGGCGACAGGGUUUGGUCUCCCUGACCCACCGGAGAACGAGGGCCAACAAGAAAAGCGGUCCUACGUCGUGGAGUGGACACUGUCCGAGGACGAUUCAGCCCUCGAGAACAUUGACACGGCGCGGCAUCUUUUCCACGUUGCGCUCCUUCCAGCUGAAAAGGCGAAGAUUCAAGCUAUGAGCUUGAAUCAGUUUUUGGAGUCGACUCGCCUCUCCGCUGUUCGCAUCGAGACCUUGAUCUCGAUCGGGGCAUACUACAAGGAACGAGCUCGUCGGUGCUUACAAGCACAGGAGAAGGCUGAAAAGAACGUGGCGGAGCUCGAGCUCCACAAGAAGGAGCUCUUGCUCAUAGUGGGCACCACCGAAGACGAAGUCAAGCUCCUGUCGAUGGCGCUCGAUGAGGAGAAGGCCGCCCAUGCUCUGACUAGAUCGGAGUUGCGGGCCGCCGAGGCUCGCCUAGCCGAGGCGCGAUCCCUGCUCGUCGUCCGCGAGCAGGCAAUAAAGGGUGCAGAGCUCAAGGCCGAGGAGCUCCAAGCUCAGCUCGGAGCCCAGGAAAAGGCGGCCCAGGAGCGAGCUCAGAAUGCCGUUCAGCUCUUUCGAGAAUUGGAAGAGUUUCAGGAGCUGCUCGAGGAGGAAGCCGUGAACGGCCUUAUUCAAGGGUUCAACGACUUUCGUAAUCAACUGCGCCGGCUCUGCCCCAAUUUUGAUCUCAAUCUACUUCAGCCCGGAGCUGGAGUCGAAGGCCUCAUGGCGGAGCCAGUCGAGGCGACCGGAGAGGCAGCUCCGGAGGCCUCCUUGGAAGGGGCUGCUCGGGGAGCCACUCCCGAGAUCGCGCCCGGGGGCACUGAAGGCGGCGAGCCCGGGGCAACUGCCGAAGGGGCCGAAGCCGAGGGCGUUGAAAUCGAGCCCGGGGAGAUCUCGGCUGGUGAUGCCGCAGCAGCCGUCUCUUAA
This is a messenger RNA of Phoenix dactylifera (date palm), 1068 nucleotides long. Lineage: Eukaryota; Viridiplantae; Streptophyta; Magnoliopsida; Arecales; Arecaceae. The record is from RefSeq and is a predicted model, not a curated record.